Fusarium pseudograminearum CS3096 is the source of this 402-nucleotide messenger RNA. It is a transcript of the gene TOX3, whose product is annotated as TOX3. The transcript has 2 exons. Gene Ontology annotation, cellular component: extracellular region. Bases 1 to 402 code for a protein of 133 amino acids. The record is from RefSeq and is a predicted model, not a curated record. NCBI's taxonomy places the organism in Eukaryota, Fungi, Ascomycota, Sordariomycetes, Hypocreales, Nectriaceae.
AUGCACUUCUCAACAUCAAUUCUUAUCUUCACCUCCACCGUCGCAGGUUUAGGCAUUAACUGUCGUGGCAGCGGCUUCUGUGACCUCACCUUCGGCUCUAGCAUUGGAGAUAUCCAGGACCAGAUCGGCAUCCUCGUUGCCGAUGGUCAAGGCGACAGACACUUUGACACCGGAGCUCAGAUUGCUUGUACCCAAGGCAACCAGGGCAGUAUCUGUGCUUUCUACCAGAGUGGUGCAUCUGGGUUAGCGAGAGACGCAUUUGGUCACAUCCAGCAGAUCAUCGACCACGGGUGUUCACUUUGCGGCAGUGUUCCGACACAGGAAGGAAACAAUGUGGACGAUGGGCAGCUGACAGUCAACUAUGUUAGCGACCCAUGCUGUGAGGGGAAUUGCCAUUGUUAG